AUGAUUGACCGGAUCUUGUACAUGCAGUGUGACUUGUCCUCUGUCCCCUUGGAGUGCAGCACAGCAGUUCUAAUUUUCUUUCCAGCAACAGUGACUCCUACACCUGGUCACUACCAUGUCCCCUACCGAAGGCAGGGAGAAACCCGAGUGGGCUGGCAUGGGGAGACAUACUGCUUGGUCGCUGGCUACCGGUCCUAUGGGGAUGCUCCUUUGGCCACCCCAGCAAAGGUGAAGGCAGAGAAGUCAGUCCCCAGAGGAGCACAUAAGAGACAUUAUCCUGUGAAAUGGUCAAACAAAGACCUCGGUUGCUCCAGCCCCAAAAUUCCAAGACUGGAGGAUGGUGGCAAGAGGGUGACUCCACAGAAGCUGACCCCAACAAAGGUGGAGGCAGAGAAGCCAGUCCCCAGACGAGCACUCAAGCGACGUCACCCUGUGGAAGUGUUGGAUGAAGACCUUGGUUGCUCCAGCCCCAAAAUUCAACGACUGGAGCAUGGUGGCUGGAGGCUGACCCCACAGAAGCUUGCUGGCUGA
Molecule: messenger RNA, 531 nt
Organism: Myotis brandtii (Brandt's bat)
Lineage: Eukaryota; Metazoa; Chordata; Mammalia; Chiroptera; Vespertilionidae
Gene: DPEP2NB
Exons: 2
Coding region: 1-531 (176 amino acids)
Source: RefSeq, a predicted model, not a curated record